GUUUGGGGCCUUUUCAUCGCCAACUGCGUCUUUCUCUACUUGAUCGAGCUGGUUCAGUACUCGAUGAACAUGCGCAGCAUCAUAGCAAAAAACGGCGCCAUCUACCUGCAGUUGUACAUAGUGUCGAUUAUCAUCUGCGGCUUUUACGUGUUUAGCUUGGCCCUGUUUGGUGAGCGACUUGGCAACGAGGUGCGCAGAACUGUCAACAGUUGCACCGAAAUGGCUCACUUUGCCCCCAGAAUAUUCACAGUUGACUCUGGCAGGGAUUUUGAGGAAAAGUUCCUGAUCAUCGCGCAGAACCUUCAUCAGAGACGCAGAAGGAUCAAUGCUGCCGGUUUUUUCACCAUUGAUCAUUCCAUGAUCCUGCUGGUGGCCUCCAAUGUGUGCACGUAUCUGCUAGUUGCCUGUCAAUUGGGUUAAAUUGAAUAAAACGCGCGGAUUCUGGA
Molecule: messenger RNA, 446 nt
Organism: Dendroctonus ponderosae (mountain pine beetle)
Lineage: Eukaryota; Metazoa; Arthropoda; Insecta; Coleoptera; Curculionidae
Biological process (GO): sensory perception of taste
Cellular component (GO): membrane
Source: RefSeq, a predicted model, not a curated record